Molecule: messenger RNA, 234 nt
Organism: Knipowitschia caucasica
Lineage: Eukaryota; Metazoa; Chordata; Actinopteri; Gobiiformes; Gobiidae
Source: the annotation of a GenBank genome assembly
AUGUGUCUUUUUCUGCUCAUCACUGAGGACACAUGUGGGGGCACUGUGGGGGGCGGCAGUGGGGUUGUGACCAGUCCCGGUUACCCCAACAACUAUGGUAAUCAGGCCGACUGUACUUGGAUCCUAUUGGCCGAGCCUGGAGACACCAUCUCUGUCAUCUUUACAGACUUCCAGACUGAGGAGAAGUAUGACUACCUGGAGGUGGAGGGCUCCGAGCCACCAACUGUUUGGUGA